AAUGAAACAUUUACUUACAUUAAACACCCAUAAAGGUUUAUUUCAACCAAAUCGAUUAAUGUUUGGAAUUGCUAGUGCUCCUGCCAAAUGGCAACGUUUAAUGGAGCAAAUGCUACAAGGAAUAGAUGGUAUUUCAAUAUUUCAGGAUGAUAUAAGAAUUACAGCUCCAAAUAAUACCUUACAUUUACAAAGACUUGAACAAGUUUUAAAGAAAUUAUCUGAACAUAAUUUACAUAUAAAUUUGGAUAAAAGCGAAUUUUUCAAAGACGAGAUUGACUACUGUGGAUAUAAGAUGAGUAAAACGGGUGUGUCUACUAGUGCAGAUAAGGUAACUGCAAUUGCAAAUGCUCCAAUACCUACAAACAGAACUCAAGUUCGGAGUUUCUGUGGCCUAAUUAAUUAUUACAGACGUUUUUUAAAAGAUACUUCUACAAUUUUACAACCAUUAAAUAAUUUACUUAAAAAGAAUGUCAAUUUUAAAUGGUCGAAUACUUGUCAAACUGCGUUUGACAAAGCAAAAAAAACUCAUUUGUUCUAGAAAUGUUUUAUGUCACUAUGACCCAAAUUUACCAUUAGUCCUAGCAACUGAUGCAUCACCCUAUGGGGUAGGUGCAGUACUUUCACAUAUCUUUCCAGAUGGUACAGAGAGACCCUUACAGUUUGCUUCUCAAACUCUUACUACUACACAGCAAAGGUACUCACAAAUAGACAAAGAAGCUUACAGCAUAAUUUUUGGAGUAAAAAAAUUUUACAAUUAUCUAUGUGCUAGGAAAUUUACUUUGCUCACUGAUCAUAAACCGUUAGUUCAAAUUUUUGCACCUGAUAAAAGCCUACCAGUUUUAAGUGCAACAAGAAUGCAACAUUAUGCAAUUUUCUUACAAGGUUUGAAUUAUGACAUUCGUUACAAAAAUACAGAUUCUCAUCUCAAUGCUGACGCACUUUCACGUCUACCUAUAAAAUCAGAACAAAAUUUCACACAUGAUGAGCCAGAUAUUUUUGAAAUAAAUCAAAUUGAAACUUUGCCUACAAAUAUUAGAGAUCUAGCUUUUCAUACAAAAAAUGAUCAUACCUUAAAAAAAUUACUUGUUGGGUUAAAAACAGGAAAACCUGUUGAUAAACGAUGUAGCUUCAAUAUAAAUCAAGCUGAAUUUUCAUUACAAUCUGAUGUUAUUAUGAGAGGACAAAGAGUAGUUAUACCUACUAAAUUGAGAAAUAAAAUUUUGACAGAAUUACAUACUGCACAUUUUGGAAUAGUUAGAAUGAAAUCUUUAGCUCGUAGUUAUUGCUGGUGGCCUCACAUAGACCAGGAUAUUGAGUCACUUUGUAAAAAUUGUUUAGAGUGCAAUAAGCACAAGAACAACCCAAUUAAAGAUAAUUCUCAUAUAUGGGAGCCACCAAAAUUUUGUUUUGAACGAGUGCAUGCUGAUUACGCUGGACCUUUCAAUGGAGGUUAUUAUUUUAUAUUGGUAGAUUCCUUCAGUAAAUGGCCUGAAAUUCAUUUUACAAAAAAUACUACUACAAAAACUACUAUUGAAAUUUGCCGAAAAAUUUUUACAACUUUUGGUAUUCCUAAAGUUUUUGUUACAGACAAUGGUAGACAAUUUGACUCUCAUGAGUUUAGAACUUUUACGAAAGAUAAUGGAAUUACACAAAAAUUUACUGCACCCUACCAUCCUGCAACUAAUGGACAGGGAGAGAGAUAUGUCCAAAUACUGAAAAAAUGUUUAAGGGCUAUGCGAAGUGAGGGAAAUGACAGGGAGUUUGAAUUAUGUAAGCUACUUAUGCAAUACCGCAGAAGCCCACAUACAGUUACAGGUAAAAGUCCCUCAGAACUUAUGUUAGGAAGACAAAUAAGGAAUAGAUUAGAUUUACUUAAACCUUCAUGUAGUGAUAGAGUUACCUAUACUGAUAUGAGUCUAAGAAACUUUGAUAUAGGAACUAGGGUUUCCGUGAGGGAUUAUUUUCAUUCUAAAUGGCAAUUUGGCAUUAUUGUACUCAGAUUAGGGUUAUUGCAUUAUUUAAUUCAGUUAGAUGAUGGUAGAACAUGGAAACGUCAUGUAGACCAAAUACGGCAAAUUGGGGAAUAUACUCCAUCUCAAAAUAAUCCAACAUGUUACAUUCCGGAUACCAUUACUCACAAUUUGAUUCCGAGGGAGGCAUCAAUUCCAGAGCACAGUGUCUCACCACCACCUACCGAAGUGAUUACUGAUGAAUCCGAAAUUUCAAACAAUAUGGAGAGUUCGAAUAGUGUACCUGGGGCUCAAACUGAAACUGAGGAACCCAUUUUAAGGCGUUCCACUAGAGUAAGGAAACCUGUUACCAGACUGAAUUUCUUAACCACUACGUCUAUCGCUAUAAUUAUAUUGAUAGGAACUUUUAUUAACACAUUUGUGUACAUUUAUUGGGAAGCAUUGCCAAUUCUGUAUAUCAAGGAAUGCAAUUAUAGUUUUUAUCAGAUACACACAGUAAUUAAAACAUUUGUACCUGAAAGGCUGAAACAUAGCGCGGAAUCAUUUAUUUUAGUUACAAGAUGAGUAGGAAUGAAAAAAAAAAGAAUAUAAUUCUUAUAGAGUUAAAAAAGUCCUAGGAAAAAUACGAGUAGGUAAAUAAUGUAAGGAAAAUUGUAAUUAUAAUGGAGAAAUAAAAAAUAAUAAGUGA
Molecule: messenger RNA, 2658 nt
Organism: Diabrotica virgifera virgifera (western corn rootworm)
Lineage: Eukaryota; Metazoa; Arthropoda; Insecta; Coleoptera; Chrysomelidae
Exons: 3
Coding region: 468-2534 (688 amino acids)
Biological process (GO): DNA integration
Molecular function (GO): nucleic acid binding
Source: RefSeq, a predicted model, not a curated record